Penicillium griseofulvum is the source of this 1563-nucleotide messenger RNA. Its product is annotated as Amino acid/polyamine transporter I. Gene Ontology annotation, molecular function: amino acid transmembrane transporter activity. NCBI's taxonomy places the organism in Eukaryota, Fungi, Ascomycota, Eurotiomycetes, Eurotiales, Aspergillaceae. Bases 1 to 1563 code for a protein of 520 amino acids. The transcript is spliced from 2 exons. Gene Ontology annotation, biological process: amino acid transmembrane transport. The record is from RefSeq and is a predicted model, not a curated record. Gene Ontology annotation, cellular component: membrane.
AUGGACACAGAGAGGAUGCACGACCACGAUAUUGAAAAGAAUCCAGAGAAUCCAGAAAAACACAACAAUGUCGAGUCACACCAAUUACAGCCGCAGCCAGAGUUGCAGCGAAGGCUCAAAAGCCGACAUUUACAGAUGAUCGCAAUGGGAGGUGCUAUCGGAACUGGUCUAUUUAUCGGCAGUGGAAGUUCCAUUGCUACCGCGGGCCCUGUCGGUGCUCUGAUUGCAUUCACCUUCAUCGGAUCAAUCGUGUAUUCAGUCAUGAUCGCCUUGGGCGAGGUAGCCACCUACCUACCGAUCGCAGGAGCAUUUGCCACCUAUGCAACCCGCCUAGUCGAUCCCAGCCUAGGCUUUGCAAUGGGCUGGAUCUACUGGUUUUCAUGGGCGUCGACAUUUGCCCUUGAGCUGACAGCCACCGGCCUAAUCAUCCAAUACUGGGAUGACACAAUCCCGAUGGCAAUCUUCAUUGCUGUGUUCUGGGUUGUUAUCAUCAUUUUGAACAUGUUUCCUGUCAGCUGCUACGGCGAAGUCGAGUUUUGGCUUUCAAGCAUUAAAAUCAUCACCGUCGUUGGGUUUAUGAUAUUCGCUAUCUGCAUCAAUGCUGGAGUUGGCAGGGAGGGUUAUCUGGGCUUCAGAUACUGGGUUCAUCCUGGCCCAUUUCGGGCUUAUCUGCUCGAGGAUCCUGGACAAGACGCUCUGGCUAAAUUUAUCGGAUUUUGGGCCAUUCUGAUCAAAGCCGGGUUUUCAUAUCAAGGCACUGAACUUGUCGGUAUUGCUGCGGGUGAAACUGAAAACCCUCGCAAGAACAUUCCCUCUGCUAUUCGGAAGACUUUCUUCCGGAUCGUGUUUUUCUUCGUUUUUACGAUCUUCUUCGUUGGUAUCGUCGUGCCAUCCAACGAUGAUCGCCUUAUCUCCGAUGAUACAAAUGCCGAUGCAUCACCCUUUGUCAUCGCUGCGAAGCGUGCCGGUGUCAAUGUCCUGCCUAGUAUCAUCAACGCAGUCCUGCUCACUGUGGUCCUUUCCGCUGCCAAUUCCAACGUUUACAGCGGGAGUCGGAUUCUCGUCGGUUUGGCUCAUGAGGGCUUUGCUCCUCUGUUUUUCAUGAAAACAACCAAACACGGCGUGCCCUAUGGAAGUGUUGGGUUUACGGCUCUUUUUGGACUGUUAGGCUUCCUCAAUGUGUCGAAUGCUGGAGCCACUGUUUUCAACUGGUUGAUGCAGAUUGCUGGCUUGGCCGGUUUUAUUACCUGGGCAUCUCUGAACAUUUGCCAUCUAGCUUUUAUGAAAGCUUUGGCUGCUCAAGGGAUUUCACGUGACAGCCUUCCCUAUAAGGCUACCUGGCAACCCUUUUUCUCGUGGUAUGGCUUGUUUUUCAACAUACUUAUCAUUAUCACUCAGGGUUUCACUGCUUUCAUUCCGAAAUUCAGUGUUACUGAUUUCUUUAUCAACUAUCUCAGUUUGAUGUUGUUUGCGGUGCUAUACCUUGGGCAUAAGAUUGCUUACCGCCCGAAGUUUGUGAGACCUGCCGAGGCUGAUAUUGACACUGGACGAUGUGCGGAAUGA